This is a messenger RNA of Lachnellula hyalina, 1035 nucleotides long. RefSeq names its product Peroxisomal biogenesis factor (gene PEX19). The transcript is spliced from 3 exons. Lineage: Eukaryota; Fungi; Ascomycota; Leotiomycetes; Helotiales; Lachnaceae. Gene Ontology annotation, biological process: protein import into peroxisome membrane. The record is from RefSeq and is a predicted model, not a curated record. Gene Ontology annotation, cellular component: peroxisomal membrane; peroxisome. Bases 1 to 1035 code for a protein of 344 amino acids.
AUGGAGUCAAAACCAGAAGAAUCCGAAGGGCUCACGGAGUCCCUUUCCAAAGCCAGUAUCGCAGAAGAAACCCCAACAGCCAAGCCAGAAGAACCAGCAGGCCUCACACAAACAGCAUCAACAUCAGUGCCCGACCCAGAAGAAGAUGAUUUAGAUGAUUUAGACGACAUGCUCGACGAUUUCACGCCCUCAAAGCCAGACCCCGCGCCCCCCACGAAAGCCACAACCACCGCUCCGUCCAUCCCCGCGCCCUCAGAAGAAAUAGGCAUCUCGGACGAAGACUUCGCCAAGCAACUGCAAGCAGGAAUGGCCGAGCUACUGGGAGGACUUGAGAACUCCUCCGAAAUGCCCGACAUGGCAGCCCUAGAAAACAUCAUGAAAGAGCUAGGCGUAGGCGGGGCUUCUACAUUAGAGGAAGCGGCAGAACCAAGCCCACCUAGUAGUAGCAGCGCUGUGGAAAAGGACAAGCAGAAGGAUAAGGGCACGGAUGAGACAGCAGCAGCAACAGCGACCGAGAAAUCCUUCCAAGAAACGAUAAAAGAAACCAUGGCGCGCAUGAAAGCCUCCGACACUCAAUCCACAGCUGCCUCUGCUUCCGCCCCCGACAGCAGCGACGACCUCGUAGCAGAAAUGCUGAAAGCCAUGCAAGCGUCCGGGAUGGAAGGCGAAGGUAGCGAAGAAGAUUUCUCCAAGAUGCUGCUGGGCAUGAUGGAGCAGCUAACGAACAAGGAUAUCCUGUACGAGCCGAUGAAAGAGCUGGAUGACAAGUUCCCGGCGUGGAUGGAGCGGAACGAGGGCAAGGUGGACGAGGUGGAUAUGAAAAGGUAUAGGGAGCAGAGGGGCUUUGUGAGAGAGAUUGUGGGCAGGUUUGAGAGGACGGGUUAUACGGAUGAGAAUGUUGCGGAUAGGGAGUUUAUUGUAGAGAGGAUGCAGAAGAUGCAAGCAGCGGGCUCGCCUCCGCCAGAUCUAGUCGGGGAUAUGGAAGCCGCACAAGAAGCAUUUGGAGCCCCCGAAGAAGGCUGUCCGCAGCAAUAA